AGCAGUGGAGGCAGACCCAGAGCUGCUCCUGUUAGGAUAAACACCACGGUGGUUCAGCAGCAGCUUCUCUCUCCUCCUCGUCUCCUGCCGGGACCUGUCAGCGCUCACCUCGGCUGUGUGGAACAACAUUAUUAUGCUCGGACCGUCCGGAGUGUGGGAGCACCGUGUCAAGUGAGUUUCUUUGAAUCAUCUAUAUGGGCCAUCUUCUCUCGAAAAAUGGUUACCGUCUGAAGAAGAGGACUCGCAAGCUGCAUCCCAGGAAGAAGAAGAAGAGGAACUGUUUCCUGCAGGGGCCUUGCAUGCUCUGCUUCAUUGUCCACAGCAACAGCAGUGGUCUUGAAGAGGACAGUGACCAUUUGGAGGCCGCCGUCAACGGGUGCCGCCACAACAGCAUCACUGGAAUCAGCGUCCCUGGUGUUGGCGGAGUCAGCAUCGGAGCAGCAGCUGCUUCGAAGCUCGCCGAGCGAUACGCAACACUCUCGUCCCCAGAAGACUGCUCCAAGUUCCUGCUGUCACCGAGGGAGCUGGCUAUCUGGGAGGGCCAGGGGAAGAAUCUUUUAUCAGCCGUCCCUGCCAAGCUGAUUCCACCACCAGCGCUUUUCCGAACUGCUGGUGUGUCUGUGACAGUGCCAAUACCUGUGCCUGUGCCUGGCUGCACCAGCGACUACACCGAGAUGGUUUGCAAGAGGAAGUGCUCAGAGGUGCAGAGGUGCACCCCUUGCAAGCAGCCGCGCUGUGCCUUUGCUGCUCCUGACGGAGGACUGGAGAAUGGAGGGGUGGGAGGAGGUGGGGGGGAGGCUGCCCCGAACUCUGAAACUGGCCACUGCCACGUUCCCCUCUGUCCGCUUCCAUCUUCCUCCUCUGCAUCCUCAUCUGCCUCCUCUUCCUCCUCCUCACCCGCUGACGGCUGCUGUAGCUUGAGCCUUCAAGCAGACCUACUCCACAGUUCAGACUCCUCCCCCUGCUGCCUGCAGCAUUACGAUGACUGCCAGGGGAGAAGUUCAGAUGCUGCUGAUCACUUAAGUAUCAACCACCUGCCUUCCUCCAUCCUUCUAAAGGUGCUGUCCCACCUGACAGUGAAGGAGCGCUGUCUUUGUGCCUCUCUGGUUUGUAAGUACUGGAGGGACCUCUGUUUGGACUUUCAGUUCUGGAAGCAAAUUGACCUCAGUGGCCUACAACAAGUGAACGACGAUCUCCUGGUGAAAAUAGCUUCUCGCAGGCAGAAUGUGACAGAGAUUAACAUCUCGGAUUGCAGGGGCGUACACGACCACGGCGUGUCCUCCCUGGCCUCACACUGUCCAGGCCUGCAAAAGUAUACAGCUUACAGAUGCAAGCAGCUGGGCGAUGUCUCCCUGUCUGCUCUGGCAACACACUGCCCUCUCUUGGUCAAGGUGCAUGUGGGCAACCAGGACAAACUGACAGAUGCAGCACUGAAAAAGCUGGGAGAACACUGCAGUGAGCUGAAGGACAUCCACUUGGGUCAGUGCUACGGUGUCUCAGAUGAGGGCAUGAUGGCCUUGGCGAGAGGAUGUCCCAAACUACAGAGACUUUACUUGCAAGAGAACAAAAUGGUGACGGAUCAGUCCGUGCGGGCGGUGGCGGAGCACUGUCCCGAGCUGCAGUUCGUCGGCUUCAUGGGAUGCCCUGUGACCUCUCAGGGAGUCAUUCAUCUCACAGCUCUGCGGAACCUGAGUGUCCUGGAUCUGCGGCACAUCUCGGAGCUCAACAACGAGACGGUGAUGGAGGUGGUGAGGAAGUGUCGCAACCUCAGCUCCCUCAACCUCUGUCUCAACUGGAGCAUCAACGACAGGUGCGUGGAAAUCAUCGCCAAGGAGGGGAGAAGUCUGAAGGAGCUCUAUCUCGUGUCUUGUAAAAUCACAGACCACGCUCUGAUAGCCAUAGGCCAGUACAGCAGCACCAUAGAGACCGUGGACGCCGGCUGGUGUAAAGACAUCACAGACCAGGGAGCCACACAGAUUGCUCAGAGCAGCAAGUCCCUGCGCUACCUGGGCCUCAUGAGAUGUGACAAGGUGAACGAGGAGACGGUGGAGAGGCUGGUGGACCAGUACCCUCACAUUGUGUUCAGCACGGUGAUGCAGGACUGCAAGAGAACCCUGGAGAGAGCAUAUCAAAUGGGCUGGAGCCCCAACACAUCCAACGCUUCAUAGCCACUGCAGGAACACACACACGCACACACACACACACGCACACACACACACACAAGCACACACACACACACAGCUGCACCGAGGCCCCUUUUUCUACACAAACACAACAAGCGCAGCUCCGUCAUGUUUUGCUUCUCAUUUGCUAUUCAGACAUGCAUGAAACAACAAGAAAACAAAACAGAAAAAAAAAAAAAACUGGUUUUAUUUCAAACAGAUCUCCUAUUUUAGUACAGCGUUUUAUAACAAAGGGAGACGUCGUACACCUUACCGGUUUGAGGCUAUGUUCAAAAAACUGAAUCGUAGUUAUUUUCAUUGGCAAUAAGUCCGAAACCACUGAAACGACAUGGUGCAUUUUCUCCGACCAGAACCUUCAGACUUGUUUGACUUUGGCGCAAAAGCAGCACACUGAGUGUUUAUUGCCAUCUGUAGAGUGAAGCUAAGAGUAUUCGGCCUUCACCUCUCCAGUCCUCUGCAUAAUCGCGAGUGAUGCAAAGAUAAAGGAGAGCGUUAACUUUUCUUUAAUCUGUAUUCAAGAAAUGCAUCACUGAAUCAAGGACUUUCGGCAAACGGUCAGAAAUAUUUUUUGUUGAAAUGAGAUUUGAGAAGAAGAAGAAGAAAAAAAAAAAAAAAAGAAAGAAACUUUAACUGGAUGCUUUGAGGUUGUUCACAUCUUCCAGACUGAACGCAGAGUGAGAUACCGCACAAGCAGAGACUCGGACACAACUGAGACAGCGUUAUGUCCAGAAGGCGGCUGAACGACCGGGGCUUCAGGAGUUUGUGGUGUUUAUUUUGUGAGUUUGGGUCAUUGUUUCUGCAAUGUUCAGUGUUCAAGGCAUUCGUGGACGUGUAUCCGUGGUGAGAUUGUUGCGGAGGUUUCGGUGCGACGGACCGAGCGCCCUGCAGUGACUCAAUAUGCACAACAUCUGUCAGACAGAGAAAUGCUUCAGACCGGAAGCAGUCAAAGCUCUGCUCGGCGGAUGUCAGGAAAAUGGCAUUAAUCACAUUUUGAAGGUGCAUGUUUACAUUGAGAUCCUGAGGUGUUUUUUUGUUUUUUCGGCUGGAGCACUCGUGACGAGACGUUGAAAUUAACAUUCAUAUGACUCUGGAUCAAUGCUGCUUUAAUUGCCAUGCAUAGAUUUACUGUUGACUGAGCAUCACCUUGAGUCAUUACAGAACAAAACAAAAAGAGUGCUUGAAAUAGAAGUUGCCUUUUCCCCCCAAAAAAAAAUCCAGGGUUAUAUUUUUGGAAUAUAACUGCAACCACUUGGAUGGUUGGUUAGAGGAAGCAGUAAGCCUUAUGUGGUGAAUAAAUGCCAUCCUGUUAGCAGCCUGGAAUCAACCCAGAUUUUAAUAAAGAAAUAUUUAUCUUCUCUGAAUUUAUCUGAAUCCAUAUUCCAGUUAUUUGAUCUGAUAUAUACAUAUAUAUAAAUACAUACUGUGUGGGAUUUUCUUAGCCUAAUGUUGGUUUUUUUUAAAACAUAUACUUGUAACAUUAGCGAUGUAGCAAUGCCAUAAGCAAUUUAUCUUUCUUAGUGGUGUAGGAUGUAAAGUAAAGAA
Salarias fasciatus (jewelled blenny) is the source of this 3725-nucleotide messenger RNA. RefSeq names its product F-box and leucine-rich repeat protein 17 (gene fbxl17). The transcript is spliced from 11 exons. Gene Ontology annotation, cellular component: cytoplasm; SCF ubiquitin ligase complex. Bases 195 to 2168 code for a protein of 657 amino acids. The record is from RefSeq and is a predicted model, not a curated record. Gene Ontology annotation, biological process: SCF-dependent proteasomal ubiquitin-dependent protein catabolic process. Gene Ontology annotation, molecular function: protein binding. Lineage: Eukaryota; Metazoa; Chordata; Actinopteri; Blenniiformes; Blenniidae.